AUGUCUUCGAACAACUCGAACCAACAAGAUCAGCGCACUUCGCAGAAAACCGGCGAAAAAGAUUUUCCAUCGCCUAAUCAGAUGAUGGAAGGUCCAUCGAAUUCAUCCCAUACCAGGAAGAAUGCAUCUGUUGCCAACACUUCGGCUGCGGAUAGCUAUGAAUACGAAGAUGAAGAGUUUCCACCACAGCUUGAGCAUAUACAAAGUCAAAAUCAGCGUCUGGAGAAUGGGAUCCAGCAGAUCCAAGGUGAGCUGGAACAUCGCACGCGCAUAUUGGAAGCCAAGGUGCAGGAAGUCAAGUCCGAAAAGGAAAAGGUCGAAGCUGAAUAUAGCUUAUUCCUUCGCCAGAAACAAGAAGAAAAAUUCAAAGAGAUGGAUUCUUGGCUUCCCGUUGAGGGAAGCAAAGUGAUUGGUGAUCUCGAGAGGCUCAAGAGGGAUAUGAGGUCCGUCGGAAAGGGGAUGGCGACAGAUGACUCGUCCGUCUUUCAGCGACUUGAUGAAGCUGACCAUGCGGCUUUGCUGAAUGACCUUGCGGAAGUCUGCGUGUUGACCAAUGGUGGACUUCCAGAAGAACUGACCUCUUCGAGGUCUCCUGCACUUCUUCUGAACGCCCUACUCGCCCACCAUGUGUAUACGACCUUUUUUAAAAAUCCAUUUUUCUUUCUGGGAAAUGGGCUAGGAGAUGUUCUUCCUCAAUCAGGGCUGGAUAGCUUGCUGAACGAAAUAUACAGCCGCACGGAACAAGCAAACCAAGAAGAGGCUCAUAUAUGGCGCUCUCAAACAUUAAGACUCUUACUGCCUCAGCUGAGAGAUGAUGCAACAAGUCAGGAAAAAGAAUUGCAUCGUUGGACGUCUGAAUUGAUUUCCAAUGUUGCAAACUUGCAAGCUGCACAUUUCUUAGAAGGUCCAGCUCGACAUCUGAUCCGUGACGGAGCCGAAACCAAUUCUGGUAGCAAACUUCAAAGUAUAUACCAGAUGGCAGCGAAUAUUUCUUACAUGAUGUGGACGAGGAGGGCGACUUUGAAGUGUUACACUUUGAGACACCUACACCAGCAAACGUUUCAUCCAGAGAGUAAAAAUCUCAUUCCGCAUUCCUCAGUGAAAUUUGAUCAAUUUGAGGACCAACUCGAAGGCAGACCCAUUAGCCUGAUCGUACAUCCACUUUUAGAACUAUACGGGACAAACGACGCCAAGAAUUAUGACCGAGGAUCAGUAUGGGCACCUGCAGAAGUGUGGCUCGAUAGCAGAAAACCGACUCAGUGA
This is a messenger RNA of Hyaloscypha bicolor E, 1263 nucleotides long. RefSeq lists its product as uncharacterized. The coding region runs from base 1 to 1263 and encodes 420 amino acids. The transcript is spliced from 3 exons. NCBI's taxonomy places the organism in Eukaryota, Fungi, Ascomycota, Leotiomycetes, Helotiales, Hyaloscyphaceae. The record is from RefSeq and is a predicted model, not a curated record.